Messenger RNA from Ostreococcus tauri, 1350 nucleotides. RefSeq names its product Mammalian cell entry-related. The record is from RefSeq and is a predicted model, not a curated record. Gene Ontology annotation, molecular function: phospholipid binding; lipid carrier activity. The transcript has a single exon. NCBI's taxonomy places the organism in Eukaryota, Viridiplantae, Chlorophyta, Mamiellophyceae, Mamiellales, Bathycoccaceae. Bases 1 to 1350 code for a protein of 449 amino acids. Gene Ontology annotation, cellular component: chloroplast inner membrane.
AUGGCCGCCCCGAGCGCGACGUGCGCCCGAGGAUGCGCGCGAUCGACGACGACGAGCGCGUCGGGCAUCAACGGCUACGUGCGCGCUUCUCGAGCUCGAGCGACGCGAAUCGCGUGCUCUUCGCUCGGUGAGGGCGAGAGAGGGAGAGAAGGGGGAGACGUCCGUGGCGAGAUCGGUCUCGCGAGGUUACCGAGGCCGAGCGUGCGCCGUGCGGUCGUGAGAAGAGACGCGAGGACGAGCGGGACGAGCGGGAGAAUCCAAGGGAACGUCGCGGGUGACGACGGUAGAGCGUGGUGGCGAAAUGUCACGGCGAAGGCGGCGGUGGAUGGGGGGUCAGAGUCGGCCGACGCGAGCGCGAGCGAGGAUUUCGGGAGUGAGGACGAGGGAACGGCGGGGAAGCCGGUGAACGUGUUGAAGACCUUCUUGCGGCGUCUGGUCAAGCCGCUGCAAGACUUCGGGUUCGGCCGCACGAGACUUUGGGAGGGUGGUGUUGGUUUAUUUAUCAUCUCUGGCGUCGCGGUGACUUUCAUCAUCUGGGGCUGGAUCCAAGGUUUGCUGAGCUUUGCAAGAAAGAACUCGUACCAAGCCUUCAUAGAGUUCCCGGUGGCGUGCGGCAUUCAAGUCGGCACGAACGUUCGGGUUCGCGGUGUCAAGGCUGGGACAGUGUUGAGCGUUCAGCCGAGUUUGGAAAAGGUGGACGUCUUGGUCGAAAUGGACGACAAGAACGUUCCCAUUCCUCGCAACUCUGUGAUUGAGGCAAACCAAAGUGGUUUGAUUGCGGAGACGAUCAUUGACAUCACCCCGGCUCUCCCCAUCCCGAACGCGCAGUGGGGACCUUUGGACUCCGGUUGUGAGGGCGAAGGUUUGAUCGUGUGCGAUCGCGGGAAGAUCAAGGGCGUGCAGGGUGUGAGCAUGGAUGAGCUCGUUGGUAUCUGUACGAAGCUCGCAAGAGAGAUGGAGAGACAAAACGGGGUGCAGCAGAUGUUCGCCACGACCGAAUCCGCGCAGCGCCUGAUGACGACUCUCCAGCCACUUCUCCGUGAGGCCGCCCAAAUCGCGCACGAACUUCGUCCCAUGAUGCAAAACGUGAACGAGCAAGGCACGUUGGAUACGCUCGAGGAUCUCGCCGGGAAGACGUCCGCCACCGUGGAAGAUAUCAGAAGGCUCAAGACGACCAUCUUGACGGACGAAAACCAAGAGCUUCUCCGCCAAUCUAUUUCAACGCUCACGAAGACGCUUCAGCACGUUGAGAAGGUUUCUGGAGAUAUCAGUAGUGUUUCUGGCGAUCCGAGCACUCGUACGAACUUGCGCCACCUCAUUCAGUCCUUGUCGAGACUGGUCGACGCCUAG